Molecule: messenger RNA, 1712 nt
Organism: Syzygium oleosum
Lineage: Eukaryota; Viridiplantae; Streptophyta; Magnoliopsida; Myrtales; Myrtaceae
Product: methylthioribose kinase
Exons: 6
Coding region: 186-1442 (418 amino acids)
Molecular function (GO): S-methyl-5-thioribose kinase activity
Source: RefSeq, a predicted model, not a curated record
UUCCUAAUCUGUCCAAAGAAGAAGGCCAGGUUCAGACACCACAGCAUCUUCUUCCCAUUUUUCCAGCGUACCUCGCAAAACUGAGCCACCGCCGAGCUGAGUCGCCGAGCACGAGUUCCAGCUCGGACCCUUUGAUUCCCCCCCGCCGUGCCUGCCGCCGCCGCCGCCGGCGACGUACCGCUCCGAUGGCAUUCGCGGAGUUCCGGCCGCUGGACGAGAAGUCCCUGGUGGAGUACAUCCAGUGCACGCCCGCUCUCGCCUCGAAGCUGGGGAACAGGUUCGAUGGCCUGGAGAUCAGAGAAGUCGGGGACGGCAACCUCAACUUCGUCUACAUCGUCGUGGGCUCUGCCGGCUCUUUCGUCAUCAAGCAGGCUCUCCCUUACAUUCGGUGCAUCGGGGAAUCAUGGCCAAUGACGAAAGAGCGAGCAUACUUCGAGGUAGUGGCAUUGAAAGAGCAUGGGCAUUGGUGCCCGGAUCAUGUUCCGGAGGUUUAUCACUUCGACCGUACUAUGUCUCUGAUGGGCAUGCGCUACCUAGAGCCUCCACAUAUAAUCCUGAGGAAAGGACUGAUUGCUGGAAUUGAGUACCCAUUACUCGCGGAGCACAUCUCAGAAUAUAUGGCAAGAACCCUUUUCUGCACGUCCCUUCUGUAUCAUUCCACCACGGAGCACAAACGCGCAGUAGCGGAGUUCUGCGGGAACGUCGAGAUGUGCAGGCUGACUGAGCAGGUUGUUUUUUCUGACCCUUACAAAGUAUCCCAAUACAACCGUUGGACUUCACCUUAUCUGGAUGCUGAUGCUGAGGCUGUAAGGGAGGACAAUGAGUUAAAGCUUGAAAUAGCCGAGUUGAAAUCUAUGUUCUGUGAAAGAGCGCAAGCACUGGUACAUGGCGAUCUCCACACUGGUUCGGUCAUGGUUACCCAAGAUUCGACCCAAGUAAUAGAUCCAGAAUUCGCAUUUUAUGGGCCAAUGGGGUUUGAUGUUGGAGCCUUCCUAGGAAAUUUGUUUUUGUCAUUCUUCUCUCAGGAUGGUCAUGCAAAUGAAGGGAACGACAGAAAGGCAUACAAGGAAUGGAUUUUGCAAAGCACUGAAGAGACGUGGAAUCUAUUCCAACAGAAGUUUGUAAGCCUCUGGAAUGAACACAAGAAUGGGUCUGGUGAGGCGUAUCUGCCAGCAAUCUAUAACAAUGAUGUGCUGCUCGAGCUGGUCCAGAGGAAAUUCAUGAAGGAUUUAUUCCAUGAUACCCUUGGAUUUGGUGCUGCCAAAAUGAUAAGGAGAAUUGUUGGGGUUGCACAUGUGGAGGAUUUUGAGUCCAUAACCGAUGCUGGUAAGCGUGCAGACUGCGAGCGCCGAGCUCUCAAUUUUGCCAUGAUGCUUCUUAAGGAAAGGCGGAAAUUCGAAGGAAUCGGUGAAGUAGUCUCAUUAGUUCGGAAAUUGAACUGAGCCUUGGGCUUAGUGUAUCGAGGUUCCUCUGGGUCCCCCCUCCUUUACUGUUGUGAGUCCUUAUGCAUAUCAAAACUUAUGAACGCUCUGAAGUUCCAGUAUAAUGUCCAAUUCAUCAGCAACUUUAUGCUGCCUUGGAUGGUUAGUUCCACUGAUGAGUCAUUGGUCUGGCGAUGAAUCUACUUGGAGGUUUGUCUACUUCGGAUCAUGGAUGAUGAUUAUGCUGAGCCUUUCUCGACUUUGCUUAAUACAGAGCUGGUUAUGGAACUA